This is a messenger RNA of Alosa sapidissima (American shad), 1675 nucleotides long. RefSeq lists its product as uncharacterized. The transcript has 4 exons. The record is from RefSeq and is a predicted model, not a curated record. Bases 472 to 1200 code for a protein of 242 amino acids. NCBI's taxonomy places the organism in Eukaryota, Metazoa, Chordata, Actinopteri, Clupeiformes, Clupeidae.
CCGAUCACCGUUGUUGACCCCAGCACUGUUGUUGCCCCUACGUGGCUGAUACCAAGACAGCAGAGGCGGCUGCCAAGAGGUCCGGAGAAAGCGCUGUCAAAGAAAGAUCAGGCUCCUCCGACCGUCCCCAACCUCUCUCAGCAGGACCCUAACUACGCCAGCGAUGCCAAGUUGUUGGCUGCUGCAGAGAAUGUCCUGGACGGGUCCGAGGCGUCGGUCAGCAAGCAGCUGACCACCCAGGGAGACCUCGCCAGCUUUGUGUGCCAGGACAACAGGCCCGGACCCUCGUCCCUCCGAGAGACCUCGGAACCCAGUGGCGUCGUUCUGGAGGGCUGGCAGAAGUUCUGGGAGCAGCCGCCUGAAUCCGCCCAAGCCCUCGGUAUAGCCCCAGCGAACAUCAAGUGGCUGAAGACCAACGAGACCUACAGGCUGUUCAAGAGGGCGUCCAAGUACAAGAAUGUCAGGGGAGAGAUGGCCGAGAGGAAGCUCUUUAAGGAGAAGAUGGAGUUCCACCCGCCCCCACCUGCUAUGGCCGUCAAAGGAGCUGUGCCCAACAUGCUCUCCUUCUUCACCACCCCUGCCUUCUUCUGGCGGCCGGUCGGCGUGAUGAAGGCAUUGAUCCGCUGCCCCAACACCAACUGCCCCGCACCGCCAGAGUACUACCUGGAGAAGAGAGGGUCCAGCAGUUACGCCAGGCAAGUGUGCGGCAUGAACUUCCAUUACACCCUGCUGACCGAGAGGUUGAUGUGCAAACACUGUCUCAAGCUGAGGGAGGAGCCGAGCCAGGCGUACGCAGACAACAGCGACGACUACGACGGCGAGGAGGACGGCGCCCACCGUGCCCAGCAGCAGUACACCUGGCUGGCGUACAGUCCGAAAAUUCUGAUGAACCUCAGCAAGUGUGCUGUGGACAGGAGUGUGGUCACCCUGAUUCCCCGACUCAGCGCUGUCUCAAUGAGCAAGGUGCAGAGGCUGCUGCAGCAGGGCGACGAGUGGUACAUGGAGCGUCGGGACCUGUACCAGACUCUUAACAAUGUUUGGUACAUUGUCUGGGUCUGCGGUGUAUUCGCGGGUUUUGUCCUGCAAAAAUCUGCAGGUCCAAUCAGUGAAAAGAGGGAGUGGCUGAGAACGAUGACAUUGAGGUUGUGUGCUAGUUUGAAUGUGAACCGAGAUAAGCAUGCUAAAUGCAUUGAAAAUUAAUGAAUGCGCUAUCAAUCACCACUGUAAUGACCUGACGAUCCAUGGAAAUACUUUAAAAACGUUAUCAGACACUCUAGCUCACUUCUUAAGACCAUAGAGAUGGUGUUACAACAGUGUGGAGUUGAAAUUCGAUGUGUAAAUAUGCUUUAGAAGUGUAAACAUGUCAACCGCGAUUUGCAUGCCAAAAACAGACCGAUGAAUGAAUGGGCUGUUUUUGGUUACUGCUUUUACGAGGGCUGGGGGUCUCUAAAAAUGUAUUUAAGCCCUCAUCUGAUCAUCAGGCUAGCAUGUUUAGACUUUGUAGAUGUUGUUACUACAGUGUGGAGUCGAAAUUUGAGGUCUAAAUAGGCUUUAGAUAUGUAGCAAACAGAACACCUGAUUUUUAAGGUGUGUUAAAGGAAAAUUCCGGUAUUUAGCACUUUGAGUCCCUUUUCUGGUUUGUUUUGGAUGAACUAGAGUGGUGGACACCAAAAUU